AGUCUAUCAGGCUCUCUAGCGACCUACCAGCUGCGCAAGCCAAGAUACGAGAUGAGCAGCAAUGCGACGAGACCUUCAAAGGUCUUCCUUGUAACAGGUGCAACAGGUUUCAUUGGAGCACAUGUUCUGGAUGAGCUCCUUCGCCGCGGUCACAAAGUCCGAGGAGCAGCCCGCUCGAAAGUGAAGGCUGACAGAAUGAUACGAGACAGGCCACAGUACUCUGGGUCUCUCGAAUUUACCUUCAUUGACGACCUGACAAGCCCAGGUGUCUUUGAUAAGGCCGUCCAGGGUGUUGAUGGUAUUCUGCAUGUUGCAAGUCCUGUUAAUUACGAAGUCGAUGAUGUCGAGAAGGAGCUGCUUUUACCUGCGAUAGAGGGUACUAAAUCAAUACUUGGUGCUGCCAAAAGGGAGCCAAGCGUGAAGCGUCUCGUCUUCACAUCAUCCUUCGCCGCGGUGUUCAAUCCAUCUGGCGGCGCAUCACGCGGUUUCACCUAUACCAGUGACGUUUGGAAUCCCAUCACCUUCGAGGAGGCCAAGAACGCAGAUCCCGUCCAAGCCUACAGAGGGGCGAAAAAGUAUGCUGAACAAGCAGCUUGGGACUGCAUUCGCAACGACAAGCCACAUUUCGAUCUUGUGACAUUCUGCCCUCCUCUCGUGUUCGGACCACUUGCACAUCCAAUUACUAAGGUAUCAGAACUAAACGAAUCCAACAAACAUCUCUGGGCCAUCGCUGCAAGAGUUGAUCCUCUUCCCGUCGCUCGGGUACCGGUAUGGGUAGAUGUCCGCGACCUAGCCUUUGCUCAUGUUGAAGCUCUACUUCGACCUGAGAUCAGCAAUCGCAGGUUCACCAUAGCUUCACCGGAGCACUUUACGUACCAGCGGGUCGCAGAUGUUCUUCGAGAAGAGUUAGAUUGGGCGAAGGAACAGGUGACGAAGGGUGAGGAAGGUGCCCCGCUCCCAGAAACGUUUGAUGUGGAUGGAAAGACGGUGGCGGAAGCGUUGGGAUUCCAGUACAGAAGCUUCAAACAAACCAUUCUGGAUGCCGUCACACAAUUCAAAGUGAUCCACGAACGAGAGACACAGGCAUAGACAGUGCACAAGAUAGAAAGCUGAAGAUCAUUUCAUUUCGUCGAUAUACAGUAAGCAUGUAGUCCGGUAUAAAGCAAGCGUGGACAUUCUCGCAACAUAGGUGGGACACUCCUUUGAGACAUUCGAGACCACACGUUAUUUACCAGGACCAAUGACAGUCGGCUUGGUCUUGCUGAGGUGCGCGAUGGUAGUAUCGUCGAGGUUGAGGUGGGCCUUGACCAAUUCAGGAGGCGUCAAAGCCAACCACUGCAUUGGUACCGUCAGAUGUCUUGGCAUUCUCACACUUCGAUUCAAAAUGCUCACCUGGUUUAGAC
Messenger RNA from Somion occarium, 1403 nucleotides. The record is from the annotation of a GenBank genome assembly. Lineage: Eukaryota; Fungi; Basidiomycota; Agaricomycetes; Polyporales; Cerrenaceae.